AUGGUUCAGAUAACAGAGGUUAAAGAUGAUCAAUCAUCUAGAGAAAGUAGAACUUCAGCACAUACACAUAUUAAAGGUUUAGGAUUAAAUGAACAAGGAAUUGCUAAACCAAUAGAAGGUGGAUUUGUUGGACAAAAUGAAGCUCGUGAAGCUUGUGGUAUAAUUGUUGAUUUAAUUAAAUCAAAGAAAAUGUCAGGUAAAGCUGUAUUAAUAGCAGGACCACCAGCUACUGGUAAAACUGCAUUAGCAUUAGCUAUAUCACAAGAAUUAGGACCAAAAGUUCCAUUUUGUCCUAUUGUUGGUUCUGAAUUAUAUUCUGCUGAAGUUAAAAAAACUCUGGCCUUGAUGGAAAAUUUCAGAAGAGCUAUUGGAUUAAGAAUUAAAGAAACUAAAGAAGUAUAUGAAGGUGAAGUUAUUGAAUUAACUCCUGAAGAAGCAGAUAAUCCAUUAGGUGGAUAUGGGAAAACUAUCAGUCAUGUUAUUGUUGGUUUGAAAACAGCAAAGGGUACCAAAACUUUAAGAUUAGAUCCUGUUAUAUAUGAAAGUAUUCAAAAGGAAAGAGUUACUAUUGGUGAUGUUAUUUAUAUUGAAGCCAAUACUGGUGCUGUUAAACGUGUGGGUAGAUCUGAUGCCUAUGCUACUGAAUUUGAUUUAGAAGCCGAAGAAUACGUCCCAUUACCUAAAGGUGAAGUUCAUAAAAAGAAAGAAAUUGUUCAAGAUGUUACAUUACAUGAUUUGGAUGUAGCUAAUGCUAGACCUCAAGGUGGUCAAGAUGUUUUAUCUAUGAUGGGACAAUUAUUAAAACCUAAAAAAACUGAAAUCACUGAUAAAUUGAGAACAGAAGUUAAUAAAGUAGUUUCCAAAUAUAUCGAACAAGGUGUUGCUGAAUUAGUCCCAGGUGUUUUAUUUAUCGAUGAAGUGAAUAUGUUGGAUAUGGAAAUUUUCACUUAUUUGAACCGUGCGUUGGAAAGUUCAAUAGCUCCAAUUGUUGUCUUGGCGUCAAAUAGAGGCUUAACUACUGUAAGAGGAUCAGAUGAUGGAACUAAAGCACCACAUGGAUGUCCGCCAGAUUUAAUCGAUAGAUUGUUAAUCGUUAGAACUUUACCUUACAAUCAAGAUGAAAUCAAAACUAUUAUCGGAAAGAGAGCUAGUUUAGAAGGAUUAACAUUAACUGAUGAUGCUUUGGAAAAAUUAGCCAAACAAGGUUUAACAACUUCUUUGCGUUAUGCUUUACAAUUAUUAACACCUGCUGGUGUUUUAAGUACAACUGCUGGACGUUCAGAAAUUACUAUUCAAGAUAUCGAGGAAUGUGAAUUGUUAUUCUUGGACUCUCGCCGUUCUACAAAAGUGUUGCAAGAAAAUAAAAAUUUCCUUUAG
This is a messenger RNA of Candida tropicalis MYA-3404, 1377 nucleotides long. RefSeq names its product RuvB family ATP-dependent DNA helicase pontin. Gene Ontology annotation, molecular function: ATP binding; DNA helicase activity; ATP hydrolysis activity. The transcript has a single exon. NCBI's taxonomy places the organism in Eukaryota, Fungi, Ascomycota, Pichiomycetes, Serinales, Debaryomycetaceae. The record is from RefSeq and is a predicted model, not a curated record. Bases 1 to 1377 code for a protein of 458 amino acids. Gene Ontology annotation, cellular component: R2TP complex; NuA4 histone acetyltransferase complex; Swr1 complex. Gene Ontology annotation, biological process: box C/D snoRNP assembly; regulation of transcription by RNA polymerase II; chromatin remodeling.